AUGGACUCGACCAUACCCCCCUCUUCCACUCCUACCGACAAGAAGCGCAACAAGCUGGGCUACCAUCGCACGUCUGUCGCAUGCGUGCACUGUCGCCGUCGCAAGAUCCGCUGUCUAGUUGCCGCCGAUGAUGCCCAAGGUCGCUGCGAAAACUGUAUCCGUUUGCGCAAAGAAUGCCAGUUCUUCCCAGUCGAUCAGCAGCCUCCGGUAGAAAAGAAAACCCGUCCUAAUUCGCGGCUCGACUCCUCUGCUUCCACCGACCCCUCCACGGCCUCUUCCUCGCCUCCGAUUGUCAGCGGUCCUCUCGAUCAGCAGCAACCACAGCAACAGCAACCAGAAACAUUCUUUUACCAACCGAUGCCGUUGAAUGCUGCUCCAAAUGUCCAUGGAAUCCCACCAAAUGCGCCUUUCCCCGGGAACAUGCCGCAGUUUGCGCCAGGUAGGCUUUGCGAAUUCACAUCCGCUUCUCUCGAAUCCCCCGUCCCCUGGGAUGAAUUCACCACGGUCCCCAAUGAUCCCCAAAUGCUAGCGACGCUCAACGCCGCAAAACCACAAUCCGCCAUGAUCGAUCUCAGCCCUACCAGCGUCUGGAGUGGCGACAUGAGCUCGAUCCCCUCCAACGCCUCGCUUCAGACUACCCCCACCGUCCCCUCGCAGCAACCCGCUCAGGCCCUUGACAUCGCAAACACCCCCGCGCAAACAUUCACCAUGCCAGACGGCACGGUCUGGCAAGUCCCUCCACAACCGACACGGUCCAUGACAUUCCCCGCACAGCCCGACAUGGCAGCAUCAUAUCCACCACCUCCUGUUCCUCCAACUUCAACACCGAAUCAGUUUGCACCACCAAUGGACCCCGAUCCAAAACACAGUGCAUCCCCUGCAGCAGAUCCAAUGCAGACCAUGACCAUGUCCAUGUCAUAUCCCGGCACACAGGUCUCCAACCCCAUAGGUUACCCAGUAUGGCCAGACGCAAGUGGAAUGGCCGGAAUGAAUGUCGUCCCCUACCCGGUCUUCACCCCAGAGGCACCGCAGCAGGGGACACCAUUCGGGAGUCCACCAAUGGGACAUGGACAUCCAGGACACUCGCCUCAGGGGUAA
Aspergillus ruber CBS 135680 is the source of this 1098-nucleotide messenger RNA. RefSeq names its product putative C6 finger domain protein. The coding region runs from base 1 to 1098 and encodes 365 amino acids. The record is from RefSeq and is a predicted model, not a curated record. Gene Ontology annotation, biological process: regulation of DNA-templated transcription. Gene Ontology annotation, molecular function: zinc ion binding; DNA-binding transcription factor activity, RNA polymerase II-specific. The transcript is spliced from 3 exons. Lineage: Eukaryota; Fungi; Ascomycota; Eurotiomycetes; Eurotiales; Aspergillaceae.